Molecule: messenger RNA, 1458 nt
Organism: Salpingoeca rosetta
Lineage: Eukaryota; Choanoflagellata; Craspedida; Salpingoecidae
Exons: 9
Coding region: 1-1458 (485 amino acids)
Biological process (GO): interstrand cross-link repair; mitotic intra-S DNA damage checkpoint signaling; double-strand break repair involved in meiotic recombination
Cellular component (GO): nucleus; condensed chromosome
Molecular function (GO): DNA polymerase binding
Source: RefSeq, a predicted model, not a curated record
AUGGGCCUGCAGCGACCGCUGAUCUUGACGAUCCCCUGCGCAACAACGCCUUCCUUGUACAUGCACAUCGGUGAUGGUAAAGGUGAUGGCGAUGGCAGUGGGGCUGGUAUAACCGGGGAAGAUGAUGAUGCUCUCAAGUGGCACGCCCCUGGUGUCUGUAUCUCACCAUGCCGCAGUGCAUGGCCUGGUCGAUCGAGUGGUGCGGAUGAUGCUGGGCAGUGGCGGACGAGGAAAGCAACCACAGCAACUACCACAGAAACAAAGUUGGUUCCGUCGUUGGCGCCGGCCAUCCUCGACACAUUCUCAAAUCUCAAUGUGGCGCCGGUACGCCUGUGCCAGAUCUGCGACCACGUGUUGAGCCAGCUUGGAUCAUACAGUACAGCGUGCCUCCCAAUCGUCAUCAAGUUUCGCAUGCAGCAAGGUGGUGGCGGUACUGUUGAGGGCGGCGAGGAGUGGGAGAUGAUGCCACAGUGGCGGGCUGGCAUUCUGAUGCACACAUUGCAAAGGCGUGGCUGCGGCCAACUCAAGACGACCAUGGCCCAGCCAAUCACCGCCCUCGAUCUGCUUGUGCUGUUGCUGCUUUACCAAGCACCAGAACGCCCACCGCCGCGGCGCAGAGACCACCGUGAUCAAGCUUGCAAGCACGGGCCGGCUCAUCGCCGCCAUGGCCGCUGCCACGUUUGCCAGACACACGCGCGCGUUCUUGAUGUGCUUCAAGUCGAAUGUGCACAUGGCGGACCUCCUGAACCGGCGGCAAAAGGCCGCGUGCUCGCCACCUCGCCUCCACAGCAGGAGGUGGUUGGGGCGCUAGUGGCGCACAUUGGCACGGGGGCAAGCACAGGAGGUGGAUGCAGCCGUGUCUGUGCUGCUAUGUCGCUGGCCACAGACCACCCGAAGCUGCUGCACCCGUUUGCGCUCAUGUUGAACGGCAUCCUGGACUGCCUGGGCAACCUGCACUUCAUCCACCUCUGGCAGCUCUUCCGUGUCCUGACCACGCUCACGUUUGACCGCCAGCGCACCGCAGCCGCAGGCCUCAGAGGAAGAUGGUGUCUGUCUCAAUCGAAUGAUGAGCUGAAACGCAUCGGCACCAUCGCCGCCACCACCAUCACCCACACCUGGCUCGCUCUUGCCAACGACGCAGGCAUCUCCAUCGACGGCGACCAUCUCUCCUCGGUUCUGCAGGUAUUACACCUCAUCUAUGUCGACAAGUGGACGGGUGCGCCCCACACGCGGGAGGUGUGCUCCAACUUCUCACCUGAGUACACGCGCGCGCGCGAGGUGGGCAAGGACACGCACGUGGUCGUCAACGAGAAGACGCGGCAGGCACCGUUCGAGACGAAGCUGCAGCUGCUGGCGGGGAUUGCCGUCGUGUUCGCGGGCACUGUGCGCAGCAAGACUGACGCGGAGACAAGAUUGCGAAAGCACGCUGCCGGGACGCGGACCUCUUCACGUUCCUGA